AUGUCCGAGGAUGCAACGUGCCUGUGCUCUGUAGCUGAAGCAGCGCAUGCAUUGCUACCGCGCCUAUUCCUAGAUGUGCGGUCCAGCGCUAGCGUACGUAACGGCUGGGCGCGAGCUCGGUCCGCGAUCGACACGUGCGCAACGUACACUAUGGUAACUGCAUCGUUCCUCCGAGCCUAUGGCAUCGAUUAUGACCCCGGAAAGCCGAGAUCCAUAGUAGCCGUAGACGGCAAGCCGGUUAAAAUCCUUGGUGAGACGGACCUUCAGCUCCAGCGAAUGGACGGACCGGUGUCUCUCCCACGGGUGCACGUAAAGGCAUGCGUCGUCGGAUCGCUAGCGGCGGUCGGUGCGGACAUCUUGCUCGGUGCAGAUGUCAUCGCUGGUGUCGGAGGUGUCAGCAUCGGAUAUGGCAGUGACGGGGAGAUCGACUCGGCUAAUUUCGGACCGGGGAUUCCCAGCGUCAGUGCAACGGCUGCGCCGGCAAGUGACCACCCCCUCCGCCAUGUGACUGUGACCAGGGAUGCCAAAGAUGUCACCCUGGCUGCGGACGAUGGACAGGUGCACUGGGACGAUGAACUGAAGAAGUGGACCCUGCAGUGGCGUUGGAAGGAUGGCCAGGAGCCGUCGCAUCCGAUCGGAUCAGGCAUUGGCCAGUAUGCACGCACCAACCUGUCCGCUGAACAGGAGACCCAGUUCUGCGACGAAGUGGAUUCCUGGGUGGAGAAAGGCUGGCUAGUGGAGCACGACGAGGCCACCCACGGAUCGCCUACAGCUAUCAUCCCCCUACUGGCGAAGAGUCAGGCCCAUAAAUCCACCACUCCCGUUCACCCCUGCCUGGACUACCGUGGCCUCAACAACCUGACUAAGUCCAACCCAGGCAUGGAUGCUCCUGCUUGUGCGGAGAAGAUACGGAAGUGGAGGCAAGUCGGAGGCCAGUACGAGCUAGUCGAUGUGCGCAAGGCCUACCUACAGGUGCACGUGGACCCGGCUAUUCUACGAUACCAAGUGGUCGUGUGGCGCGGCAAAUUGUACGUAAUGACCAGGAUGGGCUUUGGGCUAUCCAUUGCCCCAAAGUUCAUGGACGUGAUCGUACGAUGGGUGACACAACCGUGGCCGGAAGUCGAUAACUACGUCGAUGACGUCCUGACACCGGCGGAUGAGCGUGAAGAUGUUGUUGCGGAAUUCGCACGAUACUCGCUGCCAACCAAGCCAGCGGAGCCGCUGUCGUCCGCUCGAGUCCUAGGCCUGCAGUUGUCGACGCCUGUGGAAGGUGACGCCACAUACUGGUCGCGACGCGACGGCGUGGAUCUGGCAUUUCAGCGCCCGUUGACGAAGCGUGCCAUUUUCCAGUGGACAGGCCGCUUAACGAGCCACUACCCGGUAGGCAGCUGGCUGCGACCUGCCUGCUCGUAUCUGAAGAGGAUGGCCAGUGUGGCUGCUACUUGGGAUGAGCCGGUGCCGGAAAGGGUCGUGCAGUGUGCAGAGGAAGUUGCCGACCGACUACAGCAAGAGGACCCGGUACGAGGGAAUUGGCAGGUGACGUCGAAGUCGGAAGGCAAUUGGGCCGUCUUCUUCGACGUGUCUGAUAUAGCAACUGGCGUUGCGUUGCAGCACAAUGGCAACACCAUCGAGGACAGGACGUGGCUGCGAGAUGCCGAGGACAUCAACGUCGCCGAGCUUGACGCGUGCGUGCAUGGGCUCUCUCUCGCUGCCGAGUGGGGCCUGAGUUCGGUACGGCUCGUCACGGAUUCCAAGACGGUGUUCGCUUGGCUUCAGCAGGUCGCUGACAAAGUGCGUCGCGUGAGACUCGGGGGUCUUCACAAGGUAUGGAUCGAGAGACGCUUGCAAGUGGUAGCCGACCUCCUGAAGACUGCCCGGCUCAGCGUGUCCGUAGAAUGGGUGCCAACCGACCGGAAUCCGGCCGACGAGCUGACGCGGGUGCCGGUGGCGUGGCUCAAAUCGUGCAAGCCCGACGUGACGGAAACGGAAGCUGUGUCUGUUACUGCUGCCGUAGUUGAAGGUGGUGCGCCGGGGCGAGCUAUCACCCGAGACGAAAUCAGGGAGGCCCAGCGAGCGACUCCCGACCUGGUGCCCGUGCUGUCGGCUGUGCAACAAGGCAAGCGAGUCGUCAUGAAGGAAUAUGAGAAAGUGCAGGACCAACUUGUCAUUGACGACGGUAUCCUGUCGCGGAGCUUCAGACUACCUGCCGCCGGAAGGGUCACCGUGCCGUUAAUCCCGGAGACGCUAGUGCCUCGUGUGCUGGAAGAAGCCCAUCGAAUGUCUGGACACGCCAGCUGGACGGUCAUGUAUGGGAUGCUGCUCGGCAUGUGUCACUUUCCAAGCAUGAACGCCCGGUGCCAAGACUUCUGCCGAAAUUGUCAAGCAUGUAGCGCCGCCAACAGCCGUGGAGGUGCGACGGUGCCGCAAGCUCCUCUGGAGAUACCCGGGCAACCGUGGAGUGUGCUUCAAGUCGACACCCUGGAGCUCGGCCAUGAGAGGAGUGGACGGUUCCACUGCGUGCUCGUUUGCACGGACGUCUUCACUAAGUGGGUCGAGGUGGUACCUCUUCGACGCCAUGACGCUGCGAGCGUAGCGAGAGCGAUGACCAGCAUCUGCUGCAAAUGGGGUCCACCGGACGAAGUGCGGCUAGAUAACGGAACUGAGUUCCAGAAUGCUGUCGUUCGUGCACUGUUUAUCCAGUUCGGCGUACGAGUGAAGACGGGAGCAGUCCGACACCCCCAGUCGCAGGGUUGUGUUGAGCGGAUGAACAGGACCAUCAUCACACUCAUGCGGAAGGUCUUGGACGAGACAGCAGACUAG
Sycon ciliatum is the source of this 2820-nucleotide messenger RNA. RefSeq lists its product as uncharacterized. Gene Ontology annotation, molecular function: RNA-DNA hybrid ribonuclease activity; nucleic acid binding. The record is from RefSeq and is a predicted model, not a curated record. NCBI's taxonomy places the organism in Eukaryota, Metazoa, Porifera, Calcarea, Leucosolenida, Sycettidae. The transcript has a single exon. Gene Ontology annotation, biological process: DNA integration. Bases 1 to 2820 code for a protein of 939 amino acids.